Trichobilharzia regenti is the source of this 444-nucleotide messenger RNA. NCBI's taxonomy places the organism in Eukaryota, Metazoa, Platyhelminthes, Trematoda, Strigeidida, Schistosomatidae. The record is from the annotation of a GenBank genome assembly.
AUGUCUGAGUCUGCGUGUGAUCACCUCAAGAGAUUUUUAUCAGAAGUUGAUGGUAUACUUGGAAUAUUUGUUGCUGAUAAGGAUGGCGUUGUCAUCGCGAGUGCUUCUCUGGAUGACAUGCCAGACCAAGCCCGCUUACCAUAUGUGACUGCGGCAUUCAUCGUAUCUUUACAGCAAGUAAAUAAAAUGGACCUUGGGAAAAUGGAAUGGAUGAUCACUAGUUACCAAGAGAUGGUGAUAUGCCAGUUUCACUUUUCAUAUCGAUCAGCCUUUCCAUUAUUUUUGACUGUUGUCGGUUCAAGUGAAUGCAAUAUAGGAGCUAUAAUCGCACUCGAACCGUCUAUUCGUCCUUUAUUAAAUCGAUUAGCACCAGAGGCAGCAUCAAGACUACAAAAUGAAGCUAUGCUAAGUCGAACUACAAGUGGGCCUUACUUCCGAGUGUAA